Molecule: messenger RNA, 579 nt
Organism: Camellia sinensis
Lineage: Eukaryota; Viridiplantae; Streptophyta; Magnoliopsida; Ericales; Theaceae
Source: RefSeq, a predicted model, not a curated record
AUGUAUCAUGCAAUACAGAAAAAACACUUCACAUUUGAUACAUGUUGGGAUAUUUUGCGCCGAAGUUGUAAGUGGGAUGAACUUCGAACACAAUCCAAAAAGAGUACGCAACAUGCUUAUCCAUGUUCUAAUCCACCAACUGCAGAAUCUGAUGCAUUUCAAUCCAACCAGAAUAAUGUUCUGCACGAAGAACCAACUAAUCCAUCAAUACGACCAAUUGGUACUAAAGCAGCGAAAGAGAAGUUGAAGAAUCAAACAACCCAUGAUAGUAAAUUUGAUGAAAUGGCUGCCAACCAAUCCAAAAUGGUUGAAGUGUUAUCAACUAUUUCCGCUGGAACUAUUGAGCGAGAUGAACAAAAGGCGAUCGACCGUGACCAGAAAGCUGCAGACCGUCGAAGAAGGGCCGAAGAUAGGGAGGAACAACUAAAACUCCUAUCUAUGAUGAAUGAAAGAGAACAACGAAAUGAAGAUCAUAAAAUAAUGUCAAUGGACAUGACAAAUUUAAAUCCAAUGCAAAGGGCGUACUACGAAGAUCUUCAACGACAGAUUUUAUUUCGAACAACUAAUAGAUUGCCUUGA